AUGAACGCUGGAAGCAAAUACACUUAUAUUGGUCGUGAUGAAGACGAGGAAAUGGAGUUAGAUACUGAAGAAGUUCAAGUAUCACCAUACCCACAACAACCACAACAACAACAACAACCACAACAACAACAGCAACAGCAACAACAACAACAACAAAGUCAAGGUUUCUUUUCAAGUCUAUUUGGAAGUAAACCAGCACCACCUGUACAACAACAACAACAACAACAACAACAACAACAAUCACCAUUUAGUAAUAUAAAUAGUAAUAAUAAUAAUAAUAACUCUUCACCAUAUAGAGGAGCACCAAAAGUUAAAAAGGUAGUUAAAAAAGCUACAACUAAUAUUUUAAAUGUUAGUCUUGGUACAUUGAGUAAUGAAACCAAGAUUGCUACUGGAGAUCCAAUCUUUUGUAGCAGUUGCAAGGUUGCAUUCUCCAAUAUCAACCAAUUCAAGAAACUUGAUAGUGGUGAUGGAGAAUCGUUUGACAAUGUUGCCACUGCUGGAGGUUACAAUACCGAAACCAACAAAUGGGAGUGCGAGUUUUGUGGAGAGACUUCUACCAUUCAAUUGCAACCAGAGGAGAUCCCAAAGACCAAUAUUGUAGAUUAUGUCCUCGAAGCACCACCUGUAUCAACUACUACUGUUGAUAGUAACAACAAUAAUACUACCGCUGCUGUUACUGCCACACCAACACAUGAAGAUGAUGAAUCAUAUGUAAUCUUUUGUAUUGAUACUAGUGGUAGUAUGCAAUGUUCGUAUGAAGUACCUGAAAAGAUACCACCAAAGUACCAAACUGCCGAUCAGUUGAAUGCUGCCAAGUUGCAACAAUCCAUGUUGCGUAGCCAAGGUAAUAUGUUUGUUAAUACUCCUCAACGUCACUAUGUGACACGUUUACAAUGCGUGCAAUAUGGAAUUGACUCGCAGCUCGAGACACUCCAAAAAGAGUAUCCCAAUAGACGUGUCGGAGUGGUUGCAUUCAGUCAUGGAGUCACUAUUAUCGGUGAUGGAACUAGUCCAGUCCAAGUAGUCGACCAAUCCAAGGUCGAGGAUGUCGGACAGUUGUUGGAGAUUGGAUCGUCGUACACGUUAAAUUCACCAGUAUCAAAGUCGUGCGAGUCACUUGCUCGCAAGGUGUUUGCCCUCGAUGCCCAGGGUAGCACUGCGCUCGGACCAGCUGUUGCCGUCGCCGUCGGUAUGGCUUCGCGUGUGCGUGGAAGCAAGAUUGUUGUUUGCACGGACGGUCUCUCCAACGUGGGUGUCGGUGCCGUCGAGAACAAGAAAUUAGAGGAUGUACAAAAGUUCUUUAACCAGAUGGUCGACCACUGCGUACGUUCCGGUACGACCGUCGCAGUACUCGGUAUCAAGGGUGCCGACUGCAAACUCGAAGAAUUGGGUAAGUUGGCCGAACAGACAAACGGAGACGUCAACAUUGUCGACCCCGUCUCUCUCAAGGAGGAGUUCAAGUCUGUGCUUGCUUUGCCCGUCCUCGCUACCAACGUGUCGAUCAAAGUACGUUUGCACGCAGGUCUCUAUAUCCAAGACCCAACCCUUCUCGCAUCACUCCAAUCAUUUAUUGAAAAGGAGGUAGGUAAUGUCAACCAAGACACAACCGUCUCAUUCGAGUAUGGUGUCAACCCAUCCGCCGCUGCCAAGUACGACCUCAGCAAGCUCAAGUCACUUCCCUUCCAACUCCAAAUCUACUACACCACCAUGAAGGGUCUCAAAUGCGUCCGUUUCAUCACCAUGACCAAGGAGACCACCACCAGCCAAGAGGUCGCCAUUGAGAAUGCCGAUAUCGACGCACUCGGUGUCAACCUCGUCCAAACAUCGGCCAAGAUUGCCUCGACCGGUGACUACCACCAAUCGCGUGCCAAAAACUUUACCAACACCACCCUGCUCAACAAUGUCAUUGCCAAGAAGCAGGAAAAGAUCAUGAUGCAACCACAGUCGGCCGCCAACCAACAAAUGUACCAACAACAACAACAGCAACAACAAAUGUGGAACAACCAAGCACAAACCAUCGAGACUCAACUCACCAAAACCAUGCAAAAGGAGUCCAACCAAGUCGAGUCGGUCGAUCUCUACCAACAAAGAUCUAAAAAUAGAUCAGAUGAAUUGGCCAAUGUUUUAUUCAAUCAAAAGUCAAUGAAUACUAGAAAAGCAAAUAAGAAAUUCUAA
Messenger RNA from Cavenderia fasciculata, 2178 nucleotides. RefSeq names its product type A von Willebrand factor domain-containing protein. Bases 1 to 2178 code for a protein of 725 amino acids. The record is from RefSeq and is a predicted model, not a curated record. Gene Ontology annotation, molecular function: SNARE binding; zinc ion binding. Gene Ontology annotation, cellular component: endoplasmic reticulum exit site; COPII vesicle coat. Gene Ontology annotation, biological process: COPII-coated vesicle cargo loading. Lineage: Eukaryota; Evosea; Eumycetozoa; Acytosteliales; Cavenderiaceae. The transcript is spliced from 2 exons.